Nakaseomyces glabratus is the source of this 1266-nucleotide messenger RNA. RefSeq names its product proteasome regulatory particle lid subunit RPN6 (gene RPN6). Gene Ontology annotation, biological process: ubiquitin-dependent protein catabolic process. Lineage: Eukaryota; Fungi; Ascomycota; Saccharomycetes; Saccharomycetales; Saccharomycetaceae. Gene Ontology annotation, molecular function: structural molecule activity; protein binding. The record is from RefSeq and is a predicted model, not a curated record. Gene Ontology annotation, cellular component: proteasome regulatory particle, lid subcomplex.
AUGAUAUCACUGGAGAGAGCCAAGGAGCUUGUGGAACAGAAGCAGUAUGCAGAAGCAGAGCAGGUUUACCUGGGUAUAUUGAACCAGGAGGUUCCUAUGGAUGAGAAGAAGAAGGAUGAGCGUGAGAAGGCUAUCCUUGCGAUGGGCGAUAUGUACGUUGAACAAGGCGACAAGGCCAAGCUAAGGGAAUUCAUACCACAUUCGACGGAGUAUAUGAUGCAGUUUGCUAAGUCCAAGACUGCAAAAGUGUUGAAGACCCUGAUCGAGAAGUUUAGUCUAGUUCCUAAUUCCUUAGAGGACCAGAUAUACGUUUGUAAGCAAAGCAUUGACUUUGCCAAGAGAGAGAAGAGGGUUUUCUUGAAGCACUCUUUGGAGAUCAAGUUGGCUACUUUACAUUACGAGACAAAAGAAUACAAGGAUUCCCUAGCGUUGAUUGAAAACUUAUUGAGAGAAUUCAAGAAAUUGGAUGACAAGCCUUCCCUUGUUGAUGUACACCUGUUGGAAAGCAAAGUUUAUCAUAAACUGAGGAACUUGGCGAAAUCUAAAGCGGCUCUGACUGCUUCGAGGACAGCUGCCAACUCAAUUUACUGCCCAACUGUUACUGUUGCUGAGCUGGAUCUGAUGAGUGGUAUCCUGCACUGUGAAGAUAAGGACUAUAAAACCGCAUACUCCUACUUCUUUGAAAGUUUUGAGAGUUUCCACAACCUCUCCACAAGCAACUCCUACGACAAAGCCUGCCAGGUGCUAAAAUACAUGUUACUAUCAAAGAUCAUGCUCAAUCUAAUAGACGAUGUAAAGAGUAUUUUAAAUGCCAAGUACACAAAAGAGACAUACCAGUCAAGAGGUAUCGAUGCUAUGCGUGCUGUUGCAGAAGCAUACAACAACAGGUCUUUGCACGAAUUUAAUACAGCGCUAAAGCAAUAUAGAACGGAGUUGAUGAGCGACGAAUUGACCAGAUCUCAUUUCAAUGCUUUAUACGAUACGUUACUGGAAUCCAACCUGUGUAAAAUAAUCGAACCAUUUGAAUGUGUUGAAAUCGCUCAUAUUUCCAAGAUGAUAGGACUGGAUGCCCAACAUGUAGAAGGGAAACUAUCUCAAAUGAUUCUAGAUAAGGUAUUUUCCGGUGUCUUAGACCAAGGUAAUGGUUGGCUAUAUAUAUAUGACACUCCACACCAGGAUGCAACAUAUGAUUCCGCUUUAGAAUUAGUUGGCCAACUAAAUAAGGUUGUUGAUCAACUUUUCGACAAAGCGAGCGUCCUUUAUUGA